AGACUUCCUCCAGUUCGCCUUCCACAGUCACUUUAGAAAGCACUAGUUUUGCUCCAUCAUCCCCAGAACAAAGUACUGAAACAGCUGUAACAGGCACUGGUACAACAGAGAACAAAGCAACAACUCCUGAGACUUCUGAGACAAUGACAUCCGCACACCCUGAAUCACCAACUACUUCUAUUACAACAAUGGCACAAACAGGAACAACACAAUCUACAGAGUCGGUCCCACCAGUCACCACCAAUGAAAUUACUCUAACUACCAACAUGGACCAUUCCACAACAACUGUUUUUGAGACAACUUCAGAGACUUCCUCCAGUUCGCCUUCCACAGUCACUUUAGAAAGCACUAGUUUUGCUCCAUCAUCUCCAGAACAAAGUACUGAAACAGCUGUAACAGGCACUAGUACAACAGAGAACAAAGCAACAACUCCUGAGACUUCUGAGACAAUGACAUCCGCACACCCUGAAUCACCAACUGCUUCUAUUACAACAAUGGCACAAACAGGAACAACACAAUCUACAGAGUCUGUCCCACCAGUCACCACCAAUGAAAUUACUCUAACUACCACCAUUGACCAUUCCACAACAACUUCAGAGACUUCCUCCAGUUCGCCUUCCUCAGUCACUUCAGAAGGCUCUAGUUUUACUCCAACAUCCCCAGAACAAAGUACUGAAACAGCUGUAACAGGCACUGGUACAACAGAGAACAAAGCAACAACUCCUGAGACUUCUGAGACAAUGACAUCCGCACACCCUGAAUCACCAACUACUUCUAUUACAACAAUGGCACAAACAGGAACAACACAAUCUACAGAGUCUGUCCCACCAGUCACCACCAAUGAAAUUACUCUAACUACCACCAUUGACCAUUCCACAACAACUUCAGAGACUUCCUCCAGUUCACCUUCCACAGUCACUUCAGAAGGCUCUAGUUUUACUCCAACAUCCCCAGAACAAAGUACUGAAACAGCUGUAACAGGCACUGGUACAACAGAGAACAAAGCAACAACUCUUGAGACUUCUGACACAAUGACAUCCGCACACCCUGAAUCACCAACUACUUCUAUUACAACAAUGGCACAAACAGGAACAACACAAUCUACAGAGUCUGUCCCACCAGUCACCAGCAAUCAAAUUACUCUAACUACCAACAUUGACCAUUCCACAACAACUGUUUUUGAGAGAACUUCAGAGACUUCCUCCAGUUCGCCUUCCACAGUCACUUUAGAAAGCACUAGUUUUGCUCCAUCAUCCCCAGAACAAAGUACUGAAACAGCUGUAACAGGCACUGGUACAACAGAGAAGAAAGCAACAACUCCUGAGACUUCUGAGACAAUGACAUCCGCACACCCUGAAUCACCAACUACUUCUAUUACAACAAUGGCACAAACAGGAACAACACAAUCUACAGAGUCUGUCCCACCAGUCACCACCAAUGAAAUUACUCUAACUACCACCAUUGACCAUUCCACAACAACUUCAGAGACUUCCUCCAGUUCACCUUCCACAGUCACUUCAGAAGGCUCUAGUUUUACUCCAACAUCCCCAGAACAAAGUACUGAAACAGCUGUAACAGGCACUGGUACAACAGAGAACAAAGCAACAACUCUUGAGACUUCUGACACAAUGACAUCCGCACACCCUGAAUCACCAACUACUUAUAUUACAACAAUGGCACAAACAGGAACAACACAAUCUACAGAGUCUGUCCCACCAGUCACCACCAAUGAAAUUACUGUAACUACCACCAUUGACCAUUCCACAACAACUUCAGAGACUUCCUCCAGUUCGCCUUCCUCAGUCACUUCAGAAGGCUCUAGUUUUACUCCAACAUCCCCAGAACAAAGUACUGAAACAGCUGUAACAGUCACUGCUACAACAGAGAACAAAGCAACAACACCUGAGACUUCUGAGACAAUGACAUCUGCACGUCCAGAAUCACCAACUACCUCUAUUACAACAAUGGCACAAACAGGAACAACACAAUCUACAGAGUCUGUCCCACCAGUCACCACCAAUGAAAUUACUCUAACUACCAACAUGGACCAUUCCACAACAACUGUUUUUGAGACAACUUCAGAGACUUCCUCCAGUUCGCCUUCCACAGUCACUUUAGAAAGCACUAGUUUUGCUCCAUCAUCCCCAGAACAAAGUACUGAAACAGCUGUAACAGGCACUGGUACAACAGAGAACAAAGCAACAACUCUUGAGACUUCUGAGACAAUGACAUCCGCAUACCCUGAAUCACCAACUACUUCUAUUACAACAAUGGCACAAACAGGAACAACACAAUCUACAGAGUCGGUCCCACCAGUCACCACCAAUGAAAUUACUCUAACUACCAACAUGGACCAUUCCACAACAACUGUUUUUGAGACAACUUCAGAGACUUCCUCUAGUUCGCCUUCCACAGUCACUUUAGAAAGCACUAGUUUUGCUCCAUCAUCCCCAGAACAAAGUACUGAAACAGCUGUAACAGGCACUGGUACAACAGAGAACAAAGCAACAACUCCUGAGACUUCUGAGACAAUGACAUCCGCACACCCUGAACCACCAACUACUUCUAUUACAACAAUGGCACAAACAGGAACAACACAAUCUACAGAGUCUGUCCCACCAGUCACCACCAAUGAAAUUACUCUAACUACCAACAUUGACCAUUCCACAACAACUUCAGAGACUUCCUCCAGUUCGCCUUCCACAGUCACUUCAGAAGGCUCUAGUUUUGCUCCAACAUCCCCAGAACAAAGUACUGAAACAGCUGUAACAGGCACUGGUACAACAGAGAACAAAGCAACAACUCCUGAGACUUCUGAGACAAUGACAUCUGCACGUCCAGAAUCACCAACUACCUCUAUUACAACAAUGGCACAAACAGGAACAACACAAUCUACAGAGUCGGUCCCACCAGUCACCACCAAUGAAAUUACUCUAACUACCAACAUUGACCAUUCCACAACAACUGUUUUUGAGACAACUUCAGAGACUUCCUCCAGUUCGCCUUCCACAGUCACUUUAGAAAGCACUAGUUUUGCUCCAUCAUCCCCAGAACAAAGUACUGAAACAGCUGUAACAGGCACUGGUACAACAGAGAAGAAAGCAACAACUCCUGAGACUUCUGAGACAAUGACAUCCGCACACCCUGAAUCACCAACUACUUCUAUUACAACAAUGGCACAAACAGGAACAACACAAUCUACAGAGUCGGUCCCACCAGUCACCACCAAUGAAAUUACUCUAACUACCAACAUGGACCAUUCCACAACAACUGUUUUUGAGACAACUUCAGAGACUUCCUCUAGUUCGCCUUCCACAGUCACUUUAGAAAGCACUAGUUUUGCUCCAUCAUCCCCAGAACAAAGUACUGAAACAGCUGUAACAGGCACUGGUACAACAGAGAAGAAAGCAACAACUCCUGAGACUUCUGAGACAAUGACAUCCGCACACCCUGAAUCACCAACUACUUCUAUUACAACAAUGGCACAAACAGGAACAACACAAUCUACAGAGUCUGUCCCACCAGUCACCACCAAUGAAAUUACUCUAACUACCACCAUUGACCAUUCCACAACAACUUCAGAGACUUCCUCCAGUUCGCCUUCCACAGUCACUUCAGAAGGCUCUAGUUUUACUCCAACAUCCCCAGAACAAAGUACUGAAACAGCUGUAACAGACACUAGUACAACAGAGAACAAAGCAACAACUCCUGAGACUUCUGAGACAAUGACAUCCGCACACCCUGAAUCACCAACUACUUCUAUUACAACAAUGGCACAAACAGGAACAACACAAUCUACAGAGUCGGUCCCACCAGUCACCACCAAUGAAAUUACUCUAACUACCAACAUGGACCAUUCCACAACAACUGUUUUUUUGAGACAACUUCAGAGACUUCCUCUAGUUCGCCUUCCACAGUCACGUUAGAAAGCACUAGUUUU
This is a messenger RNA of Oreochromis aureus, 3940 nucleotides long. RefSeq names its product mucin-22-like. The coding region runs from base 144 to 3926 and encodes 1260 amino acids. The transcript has a single exon. The record is from RefSeq and is a predicted model, not a curated record. Lineage: Eukaryota; Metazoa; Chordata; Actinopteri; Cichliformes; Cichlidae.